AGGGCUGGGAGUGGCGGGGAGGAGCCGGAGGGGGUCUCUACCCGGACCAGGAUCUUUCCGCGGAGACUGCCGCUGCGCUGCCACUCCUCACUCCAGGUCGCUUCUGACUGAAGCCGCAGCCGGGCUGGGCUUGGCCCCGACGGCGCGGCCAGGGAAGGAGAGCUCUCGAGGUGCCCGCCUGGGUUGCGCGCGUCAGGCCGGCGGCGGCUACGGCCUCCGUCCUCUCCGGGCCCGCGCGAGCACAUGGUGGCCGGGCCUGGCCCGGAGCUGAGCAGCCAAUGGGCGCCGCGCCCGACGUGAUGUCAGAGCAACGCUAGAAAAGGCGCGGAGCCUUGCGCUGGGCUGGGACUACAGCGACUCCUGCCCGGAUCGCGGCUCCUCCUCCUCCUCCUCCCGGUCGCCCGGCCUGGCCCUCCCCUCCGCCAGUUGCUCGCUCGCUCGCUCGCUCCCUCCCCCGUGCCUCGGUCCCCGGAGCAGCCACCUCCGCCACCGUUGCGCCUGCCCUGCAGAGAAGUGCUCCGGUCGGCCCCGCCGCGGAUCCGGCCCGUCCAGGAGCUUCGCGCCAGCCGCUGCCCGUAGGCCUCCUGCCGGCUGCCCGCUCGUCCCAAGCGCGGCGGGAGCUCUCGCCGUCCGGGCGUCCCGGGGCUGCGCCGGGGCGAGGAGGCAAGCAGGCAAGCAGCGAUGCUUUGAGCCAGCCAGCCAGCCAGCCAGCCAGCCAGCGACCCCGCCAUCCCGCCCUCCGCCCGCCGACUGGCCUGGCCUGAGCCGACCUCGCCAGAGGACUGAAAGCAACCGCGAAGGUAGGCAGGCAGGCAGAAAGGAGGAAGCGAAGGCGAGACGGCGCGGCCGCGUUGGAGGCAUGGCGUGGCCUCACCGCGAGUAACGGGAGCGGCCGGAGGACGAGCAGGAGAAGCGCGGGACCUCCCAAGCGGCGCCCGCCGGCCACCAGCCCAGCCCUGCCAUGCUCUUCCACAGCCUGGCCGGCUCAGAGAUGCACGGCGUCAUCGACGAGAUGGACCGGCGAGCCAAAGGCGACACGCCCGCCAUCAGCUCCGCCAUCGACCGCGGCGAGACUGAAACGCACGCCAUGCCCUCCAUCAGCAGCGAGAGGGCCGCCUUGUGCGCGGGCUGCGGGGGGAAGAUUUCGGACCGCUACUACCUCCUGGCGGUGGACAAGCAAUGGCACAUGCGCUGCCUCAAAUGCUGCGAGUGUAAACUCAACCUGGAGUCGGAGCUCACCUGCUUCAGUAAAGACGGCAGCAUCUACUGCAAGGAGGACUACUACAGGAGAUUCUCGGUCCAGCGCUGCGCCCGUUGUCACUUGGGCAUCUCUGCCUCCGAGAUGGUGAUGCGCGCCCGGGAAUCGGUUUACCACUUGAACUGUUUCACCUGCUCGACGUGCGCCAAAAUGUUGACCACGGGCGACCACUUCGGCAUGAAGGACAACCUGGUCUACUGCCGGCUGCACUUCGAGGCGCUGCUCCAGGGCGAGUACCAGCUGCACUUCAACCACGGCGAGGGCGCCGCCGGCAAAGGCCCAGCUCUGGGCGCCGCCGCCGCUCUCGGCCUGCCCUACUACAACGGCGUGGGCACCGUGCAGAAGGGACGGCCGAGGAAGAGGAAGAGCCCCGGGCCCGGCGCUGACUUGGCCGCCUACAACGCAGCUUUGAGCUGCAAUGAGAAUGACGGGGACCACCUGGACCGAGACCAGCAAUACCCCAGCAACCAGAAAACGAAGCGCAUGAGGACAUCGUUCAAACACCACCAAUUGCGGACAAUGAAGUCUUAUUUUGCUAUUAACCACAAUCCGGAUGCCAAGGACUUGAAACAGCUUGCUCAGAAAACAGGCUUGACCAAGAGGGUUCUCCAGGUCUGGUUCCAAAACGCGCGUGCUAAAUUCAGACGGAACCUCUUACGCCAAGAGAACACAGGGGUGGACAAGACGUCUGACUCGACCCUCCAGGCCGGAACGCCUUCGGGCCCUGCUUCCGAAAUCUCCAACACCUCCAUGAGCCCGUCCAGCACCCCCACUACCUUAACGGACUUGACAAACCCCAGUAUGCCAUCAGUCACCUCGGUCUUGACCUCGGUGCCCGGGGGCUUGGAGGUCCACGAAUCUCGGAGCCCUUCACAGACAACGCUCACAAAUCUUUUCUGAUGACUCUCUCCCUUCCUUCAUCCCUCCCUUCUUCUUUUUUUUUCCUUUGAAAAAGAAAUUACUCUUAGUUGAGUUCCAAGCGUAUUUUUACUAGAGACUUUCUCACAGCU
Molecule: messenger RNA, 2268 nt
Organism: Podarcis muralis (Common wall lizard)
Lineage: Eukaryota; Metazoa; Chordata; Lepidosauria; Squamata; Lacertidae
Gene: LHX2
Product: LIM homeobox 2
Biological process (GO): neuron differentiation; regulation of transcription by RNA polymerase II
Cellular component (GO): nucleus
Molecular function (GO): RNA polymerase II transcription regulatory region sequence-specific DNA binding; DNA-binding transcription factor activity, RNA polymerase II-specific
Source: RefSeq, a predicted model, not a curated record